Messenger RNA from Dipodomys ordii (Ord's kangaroo rat), 2011 nucleotides. It is a transcript of the gene Adpgk, whose product is annotated as ADP-dependent glucokinase. Bases 77 to 1378 code for a protein of 433 amino acids. Gene Ontology annotation, biological process: glucose metabolic process. Gene Ontology annotation, cellular component: endoplasmic reticulum. The record is from RefSeq and is a predicted model, not a curated record. The transcript has 7 exons. NCBI's taxonomy places the organism in Eukaryota, Metazoa, Chordata, Mammalia, Rodentia, Heteromyidae. Gene Ontology annotation, molecular function: ADP-specific glucokinase activity.
AGAAACACACCUCACAGAAAGAAGCCAGUUCCCAUAUGCAUAACUGCAAUGUGCCUGCUUGCUGCCCGCCAUACCCAUGGGCCAGCCCGGGAGCACUGCCAGGCGAUGGGUCAAUGCGUGUGUGGAUGUGGUGCUCUCGGGAGUGAAGCUCCUGCAGGCGCUCGGCCUACGUUCCGGGAAAGGGAGAGAUCAUGCCGUGCUGCACUCCAGGAAGGAUCUGGAAGAGGCCUUUGCCCACUUCAUGGCACAGGGCGCGGCAGCCGAGCGCUUCUUCAGUGACCAGGAAGCCUUCCACACCAUCGCCCAGGCUGCGUCCGAGUCCCCGGGAGCCCAGCACUACGUGGGAGGAAAUGCAGCUUUGAUUGGACAGAAGUUUGCGGCCAACACAGAUCUGCAGGUUCUUCUCUGCGGCCCAGUUGGCCCAAAGCUGCACGAACUCCUUGAUGACAACAUAUUUGUCCCACCCGAGUCGCUGCAGGAAGUGGAUGAGUUCCACCUCAUCUUGGAGUACCAAGCGGGGGAGGAAUGGGGCCCGUUUAAAGCUCCCCAUGCCAGCCGCUUCAUCUUCUCGCACGACCUCUCCAACGGGGCCAUGAAUGCGCUGGAGGUGUUUGUGUCCAGCCUGGAGGAGUUCCGGCCCGACCUGGUGGUCCUCUCGGGUCUGCACAUGCUGGCGGGACGUGGCGAGGAGCUGCAGAGGAAGAGACUCCUGGAGGUUGUGAACUCUCUCUCUGACAUCCCUGCUGGUGUUCCUGUUCACCUUGAGUUGGCCAGCAUGACGGACAGGGAGCUCAUGCGCAGCGUCGUGCACCAGCAGGUCUUUCCUGCUGUGACAUCCCUGGGGCUGAAUGAGCAGGAGCUGCUGUUUCUGAGCCAGGCAGUGUCGGGCCCUCACGCUGGCAUCUCUUCCUGGGACGGCGUCCCCGACGUGGGCAUGGUCAGCGACAUCCUCUUCUGGAUCUUGAAAGAACACGGGCGGAGUGAGAGCAGAGCCUCGGACCUCACGCGCGUCCAUUUCCACACGCUGGCCUACCACAUCCUGGCCACUGUGGAUGGACACUGGGCCAACCAGCUUGCCGCCGUGGCGGCAGGAGCUCGCGUGGCAGGGACACAGGCUUGCGCCACCGAAGCCAUAGACACCAGCCGGGUGACUCUGAGGGCCCCCCAGGAGUUCAUGACGUCGCACUCGGAGGUAGGCACCAGGGUGGUGUUGGACCCCAGCAAACCAGUGGAGCAGUGGCACCGGGGCGGGGUGACCUUCCACUUCACGCCUGUGCUGGUGUGCAAAGACCCCGUGCGAACCGUGGGCCUGGGGGAUGCCAUCUCAGCAGAAGGACUCUUCUACUCCGAAGCACAUUUGGCCACGGGGUUUGAGUGAGGACCACAGGUCAGGGAGAAUUCAGGAAGCGGCCUGUGGGUAUCAGAAGGUUCCAGGGCCAGCUGGAAGACAGCCAAAGAAACCACAGCAGAUUGUGCUCCGCUGUAAACCGAUACAUUCCAGCCUGCAGGGAUCGCGUAAACGCACUUGCUCAUCCAGCGCUGGCUGUCUGCUAAGGAGACUGCAUUUCUGUUUUCUGUGUUACAUGUUACAUGGGGAAAACCUCAGCUCCCAAACUGUCCCUUUCUAUAGCACCAUCAAGAAUCCAAAGCCCAAGUUCUUCACCCCAGGAGUGCCCGAUGGGAGAGUGCAGGCCCUCCACAGCUGCGGGCCACGCUCUGGGUGCAGCAGAGGCCAAGGAUGGCUGAGCUGCUGGGCCCAAGGCCCGGGCAGCCUGCCACUUCUGCCUCCAUCCCCCAGGCCCACCUCACCCAGCUCUGAUGUGCGGCCUCUGAGCCCUGCAGACUUGCUGACAACUGGAAUGUGCUGCUGCGGGCAGCAGAGCACGGGUUUAUGCUCUGACAUACCCCUCAGGCGCUCGACCUCACAAAGCCCCAGGAUCAUGAAUAAGUGUGUCAUGUAUUUAUUAUUUUUUUUUAAUAAAACAAGACUUCUGUGUGCUUCUAAAAAUAC